Molecule: messenger RNA, 10245 nt
Organism: Tuber aestivum (summer truffle)
Lineage: Eukaryota; Fungi; Ascomycota; Pezizomycetes; Pezizales; Tuberaceae
Source: the annotation of a GenBank genome assembly
CCCUCCGACCAACAGCAGCAGUCUCAACAGCCCACUUGGCCAACCUACGCUCUCUCACAGCCCUCCUCAAACUCUCCUCCCGCCCUAUCAACUUCAAACACUGCCGCCACCACCGCGGCCACUGGUGUAGGGGGAGCACCACCGGGCGUCGCUGGUGCAGCCCAGGAUGAUCCGUACGCCCCGUACGGCGGGUAUCAGGCCUACUGCACGAUGUAUUACGCUGUGAUGAUGCAACAACAACAGCAGCAAUCGCAGGGUGGUGCUGCCCCAGGCACUUAGCCACAACGCCAUCAACAACCAAAAAGGAAAUUUUUUAGUGCUAGACUAUGUGAUUUCUGGGCGAUUUUUCUACCCGUCGUGAUGGUGAUUGAUUGAUUUGUGUGGAAUCUUUUCUUUUCUUCUCUUGCUUUCUUUUUUUGUUCUUUUUUUACCAUUCUUUUUCUUUUGUUCUUUUUUUUUUUUUUUUUUUAUCCUUUCCCAAGCCUGGGGUGGAGGAGUCCCGAGAGUGAGCGAGUGAGCUGACGUGACGUGACGUACCUCUUCGUGAUUGAAUCGUGACUAUUUGACUGCUAUGGUAUUUAUGAUACGAUGCGCUAUCAGUGAUUCCUGUCUAUCUGUCGCGAGUCCCUGCGGAUUUCCCACCUCUGGCGAGAGGAAGAGAGAGAGAGAGAAAGAGAGAGGAGAAAGGAAAGCGCCAUGAUUGUAUGCAUGGAUGGUAUCGAACAAGAGGGGCGGGUGGACCAGCUGCUUCCCUAUAAGAUGGGCUAGUCUUUCUCCCGCCCUACUACGUUCCAUUCUAUUGGAAAUCAUUCACCAGAAAUCAUUCACCGAAGGCGGGGCGGUAUUCAGUUUACGAGGGCGGCUUUUUGCUUUUUGCUUUUCGCUGUUUUUAUUUCUUUCCUUCUUAUGUUCUUACCUUGUUCCAUUCCACCUCGUUCCCUCUUGCUUGCUCGCUGUUUAUGUCUGCUGGGUUGCCUACCUACCCACCGUACUCCUGCCUUCCCAUAUAUACAUACAUGCAUACGCAUUCGGUCGGUCGGUCGGUCGGUCGGUCGGAUGGAUGGACGGAGGAUGAGGGGACUAAUUUCAACCGAUCGGAUCGAGUGAAUGUUCGUGACGGCGUAUCGUAUCGUAUUGUAGCGCAGCCUUUUGAUUUGACUAGAUCUGACGGUUGAUUGCCUUGUAUCGUCCGUGGUGAAUCGGCCUGUAUACUUGGUGAGUACUAGUACAGCAGCAGAUGUGAUGGAUGGGUGCACCGCCGUAACAUACCGCACCCAGACAUACAGUAACUUCUCGUCACGAUGGCAUUCUGAUAUCCAAGUACCCGUAUUGCAGGGUCCAGCGUUUCAUCUUUGCCCCCCUUCUUUACCUUCCGCACCGCCACCCCCCGUCAACAUAGCAAAAGCAAUCCGAAACGUGCCGUUUGUUUUGAAAGGCAAAAAAUUAAACACAAGUACGAUACAGUAAUCUUAACGAGCACUAGCCUUACAAAACUCUUUCCCUGGAAUUACCGCCGCUCAAUCACUACACAUGAGCUCGUACGAUGGAUAGAUGGCGUCGCCAUGUCGGGAAAAAACAUUGCACUAUACUAUACCAGUACCGCACAGUACUCGACAAUGGAGAAAAGGAAAAAGAAAAAUAAUAAUCUUACGGUGCGAGAGAAGGUACGGUACCGGUACGACGCCUUACCGUAUCCUAUCAAGAAACAUGCCGGGAGAAGUGGUGGAAGGCGGGACGGACGGGGUGUUGGAUUUAGUUGACCGGAGGGUAUUUUAUCAUAGUUUAGUUAAGUUAGUUAGUUACGAGCGAUACUCGAGUUAUGGGUAUGCCUUUAUACAUCCUUAUGGCUAACUUAACUUAUAACCUAACUGGCGGGCAGCAUUUCCGGUAUGGUACGGUACUCUCAAUAAUUUCUCUAGAUUAUACUGUACCGUACUAUCUAUAACUCGGUAUUAUAGCGGUAGCAGUAAUCAAAUGUUGAAGGAAAAAAUAAUAAUUAUAAUAAUAACAAGCUUGAAGUUAUCCAAGUCCGCAAGUAAUACAGUACAGUACAGUACAAUGCCUUUUAUUUUUUGUUUUUUUUACUCCUCCAUAUACAGUACCAUAAUUUGAUAAACCCCAUCACGUAUCCCACGAUAUAACCUAUAGCGGUAGAAACUUGAAAGUACUGUACCUGCGAUCAACUUUCCUUCACCGUAUCUGUGCGCAGGAACUGGCGCCGGGGCCGAUUUAACGAUGGGUUCUAUUGUACCAUACUGAACGAAAGUCCUGUUUAUUACAUCUGGUCACUAUUGGUUUUCUCACGUCGGUGCAUAACACUCCCCUCCCCUCCCUCCCCUCAUUUCCUUUCCUCUCCCGUAAUUAUAGUAUAAUAGAGCGCAGUGCCGGCACUGUACUGUACUAUACCAUAUCCAUACCCAAGUUCUAUAACUCAAACGAGUGAGUGGGUGGAUUUUAUCGAGCUAGAGGUAGAUUGAUGGUCUACAGGGCCUAAUCACUUUUCUUGUUAUCUGUUGUGAUAGAGUAUGAUAUAGUAAGUCAGUUAUGAUACCAAAAAACUCCCUUAGGCAGUGGGACUGACUAUCUGCAAGUUCCGUCUGUCCGUCCGUCCGUCCGUCCGUCCGUCAGUCAGUCAGUCAGUCAGUUAGGCGUUGAUAUAACAGGUACAUACUUAUUGGACGGUAAUAUAAUACCACCAAAGUUCAUCGCAUGCCAUCUAUCCAUCUUAUCCAUCCAUCUAUAUAUCUAUCUAUCUACAGCACUGUACUGUACCGUAUGUAUACCACCGCCAAGCAUAUCCACCAUCCCACCCAUCAAAUAACAAGACCAGACCUGGUGACGGACUAUAUGGACCGCUACUUACACUGUGUUUCGAGGAGCCUGCCGUAUUAACAGUAAGUAGUAGUGCUUUAUCGUGGCACAGUACCUUUUUCGGGGGGUUUUUUCUUCUCCUUCCCUUCUCAUCUCGUUCCUGGACUUGGGAUAUCGUUACUUUUGGGCGUUGUGCUGUUGUCAUUCAGCCACACCCACCGUGAGGGAGGGAGGGAAGGGAGAGUGGUAUUAUCAAUCGUUUUUGUGUAAAGCCAUGUCAAACAUUUUGAACCAUGUAUGGCCUGGUUUAUUUACGUAGGAGGGAAGAGGCACAGUACAUAGUUUUCUUUCCCUUUUUUUUUUUGGCUAUGCACAAGUAUAAUAUGGAGGCCAACAAGUCCACGAUAACGACUAUAUUUGUAGAAUCCUGGUAUUAUGAUAAUAUUAUCGUAGCAAGACAGGUAACGACCCUCAACAGUAGCAUCAAACAAUACAUAAAGUGUAAAGAAAAAGAAAAAAAUGGAAAAAAUGAAAACAUAUCAUACCAAAAGUACCGGUAAGUUAAUAACCCACCAUCCCUGUCGCAGGCUCAACUUGGGAGGUUUUUUUUCUUUUCUUGAAUCUCGUCGAUGCAUGUUAGAUUUAAGAAAAGAAAACCUUGGUUAUCUGUGAUAUCGCCGUGACUUGUGUGUGCACUGCGGUAUGCCUCCGGGUAGCCUAUCGCAACUCCCCGGUAUUUACUUGCUGUCAUAACUGGGGGAUGGUCUUUUUGGGCUUUUUGAGGAACCCCGUGGGGAGUGGAUUACAGCGUGGUACUGUGCUAGUACGGCGCGUACGGUGCCAUGAUAUAUCUCAAUUUACCCGCCCGUCUCCGCCGGUACCACCCGUGCCGACCGGUACUGUACGAGUAUGGUACUGUCUGUACCUGCAUCUCAGCCGCAGGUUUCCGUACCGUAACUUACCGUCCCCUACCAUACUUGCUGUCUGUACUCGAGUACUCGUACAGCGAGUACGGUACAGUACAAAUACUGUGCUGCAUCGCCGCCUAGACUACCGUACUGUGCGGAAGAGCAAGGUGUGCGACACAACGGUCCUUGUAGAAAAAAUGACGGUACGGUGUACAGUACAGUACUUGUACAGCACAGCACGUAUUCUUACUCCCUUCCAUCCUUCCCAAAGGCGUUUGUGGAUCCACGUUCCCACAUUCGUCCUCUUCGCUCUCGCCUGCCACCACUGCGGUACGGUGCGAGUACUCGCCUGUGGCUUUUCUGCCCCGACUGACUGACAGGGUUGGGGUUUUGUGAUGGAACCGGUCGGGCAAUUGGUGAGUCGGCGUGUUGUGCGGUGGCAUAAUUGGUUGCCACGAGGACACCACGGAAAGUGCGCUUUUUGCGCGCUGCAUAUUGGAAAUGCUUGUUUUGACAUGUUGGGAUUGGGCCAUGGGUGGCAUGUCACGGGUUGGGCCUUACCGGCACAAAUACAUAGCAUGGAGGGGAGGCACGAGUGGGCGGAAAACCGGUACUGGUGUAACAAAAUGGAGAUAAGGGACUGUGCUUUUUCUUCUUCCAUAUAUUCCAUAUAUUAAUUCUCAUAAUCUAGGUCUAUGGUUUGCCUAAGAAGUUUCCUUCUUUCCUUCUUACUUUCGUUGUUGGAUAUUAGAACAGAGGGGGGGAAAACCCUAUCCAUGCUUUAAAACUGGUUAGCCAACCUCUCCAUGGCAAAAUGUCUGCAAAUAUAAAAAAAAAGCCGAUAAGGGUCCAAAUCAGACUUCCAAGAAAGGUCUUGCAGCGGUCACGUUAUGCACACUGUAGAAUUGGGUUCUGGCGUGUGCUACCGAGGAAACUGCGAAUGUAGGAAUUUUUUUCAUCAUGAAAGGAGGGGCAAACAAAGAGGCAGUGUGGGGGGAGGUAGCAAACCAUUGAGAGAGAGAGAUGGAGGUUUCAUCGAGCAUAUCGACUAAUUGCUGUGACAAUUUGGGGAACAACCUGCGAGCAGAGUGAUGAGUGUUAGCUAGGUUGACCUGAUGAGAUGGUUUUGGAUAAUUGCAGAACAAUUCUCUUCGAGAUCAGACAGAAUAGUACUGGCAAGUAGCAAGCAUUCUCUCUCUCCCCGAAGGAAUCGAGAAAUGCCCGAACUGCAAUCCGACUUCAAUCAUGGUCGAUUAUGAUUUGGAAAGAAGUUGCAGAAGUGAUCAUCAUUUCGAAGAGCGGGGAGGGAAUCGUUGACAUCGAGAAAGGGGAAAGGAAUUCUCUCUCACCCAUUGGCAGAAAUUGUCCGGCGGCCGGUCGUACAGUAUGAAUCAGUGCCAAAGACGAGCAGUCAGUGCGGAGUGUGUGCGUGCAUCGUGCUUUGCUGCGAGAUGAGUGGAGUGUGUGAUGGGGAGAGGGUUGUCAGAGGGCCAAAUUUAUACCCCUUCACUGGGAGGAAGAGAAUUCGCCGACGGAAAACAAAGGCUUGGCAUUGCACCGCAUUUGGUGCAUUAAGGGCAAAAGGGCUGGGUAAUGGGGAAAAAGGAGGCAAAUUAGGUGACAUUUCAGAGGAAAAGCCCCCUUCUUCCCCUCAGAGAAAAAAAGCUAAGAGGAUGGGAGAGAAAGGGAAGGGAGGGAAGAAAAAACAGUGAAAAAGAGAGACCACCCCCCCUUCGAAGGCGAAGGAAGAGAGAGAAAAGAAGGGAAGAAAAAACCAUCUUGACCCGUCCGCCCUUUUUUUCUGUUCAUCCGUUGCCCAUCCUGUCUGCCCGUUCAUUGUGCGCGUCGCUGUGAUCGCACUCAAUCCAUCAUCAUCAAUCAUCACUUAUCGGUAGACCUUUCGUCGCUAACCGCUUUUCUUCCUGCGAAGACAAAAGGAGAGGAAAAGAGGGAAAAAGGAGAGAAUAGCCCCAAGAUCUGUCGGCGUUUUAUUCCGGGUUCUCUCCCAGAAGCUUUUUUUUUUUCUUUUCUUUUCCCCUCUCUCUUUGCAAUAUUAUAUUAUCUACCGGUGUUCAUAGAAAGGAUUUCUCUUUCUUGAAGCCCUAUUCGCGUCGUCUGCGAAGCCUCUACCUAUACGGUGCCGUUAUAAAGCUCUAUUAGGGUAACAUAUCAGAUUGCACGGCCUGACUUCUCCCCCCCGCGGCUCUUGGGAAUUCCCUUGUCCCUUCUGCUAUCUGGGAAGAGGGGAGAGCUAGAGAAUAGGUGGCGAGUGAGCGAGAGGGAGAACACGAGGUUAUCGGUACCAAGAACGAAGGGGAGGAAAGGAAAAGAACAAAACGAAGCGAAGCCGGCAAGGCGGUCAUGAGAUCUCGGACUCUCCUGCUUUUAUAGCUGUCUUCCAUCUUCCAUCCAUUUUUCGGGCUUUUUUAUUUUCCAUUAUUUUUUAUCUUUUCACCCGAAUACACUGCUUCGUGCGGUAUUCUUGCUAUAUCAGCGGCGAGUUUCCCUUCUUCCGUACCCCAACCUCUCACCCACUCUCUACCCGCUCCCACUCGUUACUACUGUGCCCACCACCUUCUCUCCCACAUUACCCCCAGUCCCGCCCUAUUUCCCUAAACUCCACACAUUUCCGGCUCGCCAGCCACUUCCCCUCCUCCUGAUCCUCUGGCCGUGUACGUGUUGCUACCGCCUGCCGGUAUCGGUCUCCCUCUGUCCCGUGGCCCGGAAACGCCCAGCCUCCGUAGAUUCUUCGGAGUCGUUACUCGGUGCAUCGCGCGCGACGGAGCCAACCUUUCACCCCGGCGAGCCUCAACAACCCUAAACCCCUCUCCUGUUCUGCACACUGCAGAACAUAACACCAUCGUCUCCCACAGCAACUCACUUCUUCCCUACUGACUGGCUCAACUGCCCCAUCCUUCAAACGGAAAAAUCACAUUCUUCCGGUAUCGCCACAAUUAACGCAACCUGAUCCUCGACCUCCUCCCCCUCAUCACCUCUCCUGAUAGUUUGCAACUAUUCCAUCGGUCAUCGCUUCCUUUGCCCUCCCCCCCCUCUCAGCACUGGGCUCGCCGCUUCGGACGGGUUCCGGGUCAAACCGAAAUUUCUGGAACGUCAUCUGCUCUCUAGCGGCUCGGCCAUUUAAUACUGCGGCGCGACCUUCUUCCCCCCGAUCCGACCGCCUUGCGGUAGCUUCGCAUAACCUAUUUUCCCUCCAUCCCACGCUUUCCUCCACCCAGCCAACGGGGCUCAUACACCUUUCUCCACCACGAUGGCCACCACCGCAUAUUCACAUCCUAACCAAUUGCAGCAACACCCAGGUGUCCAGCAAGGCCCUCAACAGCAUAUUCAAGGGCACCCAGGACAGCCCGCUCACGCCGCGAUGCAGCAUUUACAUCCUCAACAGGCCCAAGCCCAAGCGGCUCAAGCCGCUGCUUACCAGCAGCACAUGUGUCAGUGGUCCUUCAAAUCCCAUGUUUUCCUGCAUCCUUCUCAAUUGGCGCGUGCUGGCCGUCGCGAUUGUACCCCGCAAUCGUGGUAUGGCCUACGGGGAGCUUGAUAGUUGAUGACGAUUCUAACUUGGUUGUGUAUAUAGUAGGGAUGCACCCACAGAUGGCCCACCUACAGCAACAGCUAGUCCGGCGGCAGCAGCAGCAGCAGCAGCAGGCACAGAUGAUGAAUGGAAUAGGAGCCCCCGGGGGCAUGGUCUUUCAGGGCAAUGGAAACUCUCAAAUCCGGGCCGUGCCAAACGGGAUGUAUCAGGGUGGGCCUGGAGGAAUUCCUGGUGCUAAUAUGGGGGGCUACGGAGCUGGAAAUCCUCACAUGAGAGGAAAUCUUCUGCCUCAUGUACAACAGCAAUUACAUGCCCAGCAACAGCAGCAGCAACAGCAGCAGCAGCAGCACAUGGCGGUCGCUGCACAGCAAAUCGCGUUGAGUCAAGCAAAUGCGGCAAAUGCUCAAACGCCCAUGGCGAUGCCUCCCCAGCCGCCGAUGCCCAUGCAAGCAGCUCAGCAGGCGGCGCUAGCAGCAGCUCAAGCUCGCCAAACACCGUAGCUCCACCUCUCUAGUUUCGACAUUCUGCUCUCAGGCUAAUUCGCUACUUUGAUUAGGAAAACAUUACUUGGACACUCGGUCCUUGGACUGUACCGGUUUUCCGGGCACCUUUCGGCAUUUGAUGCUAGCAAAGAACCAAACGAUAUAAAUCACUGGCGGAGGUUUGUAUCAGAAUUCUACUCACAAAACGGAGUUAUGCGACAACUUUUGUGGCACAACAAAAAACGGGAAACCAAGCAAUUUGAAGUAACCACCCAAGUACUGGCGAGGUAUUACUUUAUUCUAUUCGGAUCGGGUGUCCAAAAUAUCCAGAUUGUGUUGGAAAACGUCCGGGAAAAGGAGCUUUCCAACCAGAGUCAUAUCGUGGAGUGCCCGAAAACAAGUUUCAUAUAUUGGUUUAAAAACGGAUUUCAUGUUAGUUUUCAUUCCACCCCUCGAUAACCUCGGCUGCUAUCUCAACCCUCUAACCAUUACCGACAGUUGGUUGCUCGCGGAGCCUUGCGGGCGACAUUCAAUGUGGCUUCUAAAAUGGAGGAAUUAGACUUCCGGGUUGAGGAGCACUCGGAGUAUGUCCCUCGGAAUUUUGGUCAAGAUUCACCGGACAUUAUGAAAUCCUCCCCCGGUAGCAAAUCGCUAGGCAAACGUCCAUCACAACAGGGACACGCGCCAGAAAACAUUGUGAACCAUUAUGGCGUACCCGCCGCAGUGCUUCAGUGCUUAGAGGUUUACAUCACCCCGCUUUCUGCUUGGAACUCUUGGGCUGAUUAGUGUGAUGAAAGAUAUCGGAAACAAUAUCGCAAAUGCGAGACUUGUUCAGUUUCUCGCAGGUGAACCCUGCUCUUACUCCGCGACAAGUCCUGCAAACCUUUGUCACCCAGCAACAGCAGCAGCACCUGGCGAACCAGCAUGCUCAACAGCAGCAGCAGCAGCAGCAGCAGCAGGCAGCGGUAAUAGCGGCAACAGCACAAGGAUUACAGGUGCCGCAGGGUCAUGCUGGCGGCCCGGGUAUGCUUCAACAUCCUGGGCAGCACCAGGGCAUGCAGGGUGGUGUACCGGUCGGGAUGAGCUCGCCCUCGGCGGAUGGAAUGAGGAUGGGUGUUCCUCCAUCACCACAUAUGGGAGGCGGUGGAGGACCAGGGACAACGCCUAGUCCUGCCCAAAAUCAUAUUCAGGCGCCUGGGUUAGUACAACAACAUUCGCAACAAGCCCACCCGACGAGCAACCCCAGUUCGCAAACAAUUACCACCGCUGCGGGUACAUCGCCCAAUACUAACAAACGGCGAAGGCCUAGUGCGAGCAACGUGAAAAACGAAGGAGAUGACGAAAAUGGAGUCAAUGGGGCUCAGAACAACAAGAUCAAGCAAAGCCCAAGAGUAGGAGGAAACAAGCGGGUAAAGGCGAACAACGCUACAUGAACUCUAGUGAGGACCGUUCUGCCUUUUCUUCACCUAUUGCAGCCUUUGCUCCACCUUAUGAUCAUAGCCUUGUAUGAGAUCCAUGAUCCUUGUUUAUUUUGUGUAUUUUUUUUAUAUUCGUGGUUCUACACGUACUAUUCCGGCCAUUUCCGGUCUUGGUCUUGGUCUGGAUACGAUUAUUUUAUCCUUUUUCUCUCGAGGAGAGGUCAUUGGGUUAUGGGCGGAAAGAUCAUGUCGAAUCAUCUGUCCGGGAUUUGGGGCACAAAGGUUUAACUGCUAGUGUACGGAAAAAGCUUCUGAGACGGAUUUGGGCGAAGAGCAAGCUUCCUAAUUCUCCUUUUAUUAACGCAAACUUGUGGCUCUCGGUUUUUAUACCUAAUAACUAUCUCUCCUAACUACAUCUUACUCGGUUUUCUUGAACAUUGUUUCUCUUAUUUUUUAUUCUUUCUUGAGUCUUCCUUCUUAUUCACCUUUUCCUUUCCAAUGGUUACUUCCUGCGGUUUUUUUGUUUCUCUUCGAUUUUCCUUCCUAAAUUUCAAACCCACCAAUUUUUUCUCCCUCUUCUGUCAACAUUUCCUAUGUACUUUCGGGCUCUUGGAUCAAGCGGGGCGUUUUCAUUUGCCUGUUAUGAUAAGUGUUUUUGUGAUGCGCAGUUGCGUUUAUUCAAAUACUCACAAUUACUUGCACAAAAAAAUGCUCUAUUGCUUCUCCUUUUCUCUCAAGGUCGGGAUUGAUGUGGGAGCAGAAGUGGAAGUGUUGCUCUAGGCUGGGGGAUUUCGGAAUCCCCAAUUCCGGUGAGGGCAUGGGAUUUUUAAAAGGUGCCUUUUUUUUUUGUUCGUUCGUUCGUUCUACGGAGGCGGGUGGGUGGUGGUGCAGGAUCAACGAGCUAAAGGAAUUGAUGUUUGAGCUCAUGACGUUUAAAUAUUUCAUAGGUUUCUUUUACCAGUUACUCUUAUUGUAGGAGUUAAGGGGCGGCUGAACUCGUGUGGUUUUUCCAAUAUAAUGGUUGUUGUUUUGUUGUCUCUAAUCCCAAUGUAUUAUAAUAUUAUGCUCUUUAACCU